AGACUCACAAAAGUAAUUCCAUGGCCAUUCAAUAGAGCGCGCCGCAUCCUAUCAGAAUAUUCAGAAUUUCAGAAUCGUAAAAAAAGUGAAAAACCUCUCGAAAAAUCUGUUUUGAAUUUUGAAAUGACAUGACCGAGUCAAUUUGAAUGAGUUACCAAUGAAUUCUCCAGCGAUUGGAAUCGAUUUGGGUACAACGUACUCGUGUGUUGGAGUUUUCCAACACGGUCAAGUCGAAAUUAUCGCCAACGACCAAGGCGAUAGAACUACGCCCAGCUGCGUCGCUUUUACCGAUAUUGAGACCUUCAUUGGAGAAGCUGCGAAAAGUCAAUCUACGAGGAAUGUAGAUAAUACCAUCUUCCAUGUCAAGAGAUUAAUGGGACGUAAAUUUGAAGAUGAUACAGUCCAGGCUGACAUGAAAAAAUGGCCUUUCAACGUAAUUGAUGAUCAUAACAAACCAAAAAUUGAAGUUACGGUCCGAGGUGCUACUGAGACCUACUAUGCGGAAGAAAUAUCCUCAAUGGUUUUGGGAAAAAUGAAAGAUAUAGCUGAAGCAUAUCUUGGUAAAACUGUCAAGAAUGCUGUAAUUACUGUACCUGCGUAUUUUAACGAUUCUCAAAGAGCGGCUACCAUAGAUGCUGCAAAAAUCGCAGGUUUAAACGUAUUGCGUAUCAUUAAUGAACCUACAGCUGCUGCCAUCGCCUACGGUUUAGACAAGAAAGAUUCCAGGGCGCAUAAGGUAUUGAUUUUUGAUCUAGGCGGCGGAACUUUCGAUGUUUCCAUUUUGACCAUUCAAAACAGUGUUUUUGAAGUGAAUUCAACCGCCGGUAAUACUCACUUGGGCGGAGAAGAUUUCGACAGCCAAAUGGUCAAUCAUUUCGUUCAAGAAUUCAAACAAAAAUACAAGAAAGAUCUUACUCGUGACAAAAGAGCUGUAGGCCGUUUGCGAGUAGCAUGUGAACGAGCAAAAAGAAUCUUAUCGUCAACUACUGCGGUCAAUAUAGAACUCGAUUGUCUCCACGAUGGAAUUGAUUUUUAUAGUUCGAUUACUCGUGCUCGUUUUGAAGAAUUAAACUCGUACUUCUUCCAAAAUGCGAUGGGACUGGUUGAAAAAGCGAUUCAAGAUGCCAGAAUUAGCAAAACUCAAAUUGAUCGCAUCGUUUUAGUAGGUGGUUCGUCUCGUAUUCCGAAAAUACAAAAAAUGCUACAAGAUUUCUUCGAUGGUAAAGAAUUAAACAAAACGAUUAAUCCGGACGAAGCUGUAGCCUAUGGAGCUGCCAUACAAGCUGCCAUACUGAACGGUGACUCAUCGAUAGUGGUACAAGAUGUAGUGUUAUUCGACGUCACACCAUUGUCAUUGGGCGUUGCCGUUAAUAAGGAAGGAUCCUUAACGGAAGAAGACGAUACAUACAUGAGUGUGAUCAUUAAACGUAAUACUGCGAUUCCAGCAAGGCAUACUCGUCAAGGUUACCGUACACUAGUUGAUAAUCAGACUGCGGCAGAUAUUGAAGUAUACGAAGGAGAGUGUACUUUAACCAAAUAUAAUCAUCUUUUGGGCCGAUUCACCCUCGAAGGUUUCCCUCCAGCGCCUGCCGGCGCAGCUGAAGCGGAUGUGACGUUUGAAAUCGAUGCUAACGGUGUUUUAAACGUGACAGCAAUCGGAAAAUCGAUUGGCAAUAUGAAUCAAAUCACUAUCGCAUACGAUAGAGGACGUCUCAGCAAGAGCGAGAUUCAACGUGUGAUCAGAGAGGCUGAAAAACGUCGAAUCAAAGAAGAAUACCGAAAGGCUUCAUUCUACGCUAAGAACUCUUUGGAAUCGUACUGCGUCGACUUGAAGAGCACUGUGCAAAAUCCCAUAUUCGGAGAUGAAAUCGACAAAUUCGAUAAAGAUCUGAUAUUAAAAAAAUGUGAAGAAACCAUUACUUGGAUAAAUUCAUUCCAGUCACCAAGAAAAGAACUUUUCGAACGUAAACAGAACGAGUUGAAAGGCAUAUUUGAUGUUAUUAUUUUUAUCGCAAGCACUCCCAAUAGAAGAAACGAAAAAUAUCGUCAAAUGUUGAACGUAGAGAAAGAUGCCUCACAAAGUGAAAUUGAGAAAGCUUUCAGGGAUAUUGCUUGUAAAUAUCACCCGGACAAGUAUCAGGGUGAUAAAGAACUUUCAAACGCCUAUUGGUUAUAUUUUGUAAAAGCAAAAAACGCCCUUAUUAGGAAAGUAAAAUGAAAAUUCGAUACCAGAGCAGGUGCAUGAAAAUCAGCGGAACCCGAAGUUCAAGAAUUCAUUUAUCUAUACUAUAAUUAUGUCUCCGAUUUCAAAGCCGUAGUUUUAAACUUUACGAUGAAUUCCGAAACUUGAAGUAUUCAAAAAAAGAAAGUUUUUUUUUAUGAUUUUUUUCCAGCGAAUUUCAAAGGUAAAUGAUUAUUAUAUUGCUCUUGUUUUAAUAUUACUGUAUUUUAUUUUUGUCGUUUUAAUGGAUGUUAAUUGACGCGGUUGUUGUGAUAAAGGUACCUGUACCUACUUUUGAUGUUACAUUUUUUCAAAUGUGUAGGUUAGGUAUACUAGGUAUUUCGUUUGUGUUUGUUAUUAUUUUUUUUUACGAUAUUUUGUGCUCAUAUUUGUAUAAGUAAGUCUAAAUCCUUCUGUAAGAAGAAAGUCAAGUUGAAUAAAAAAUGUUUUUUCCAAAAUUAGGCGAAAAUUGUACUAUACCUACUCGUAAUUUUUGCCGGCAGGAACUUCAUUGUUUACUUUUAUGUUAUCUUGAAAUGCAUACGUCCGCGUCCUGUAAAUUUUCUACGAAUAGGUAACUGACAGUCCAACUGGCUGAAACUGCUUUAAAGUUUAAAAAUCAAAUUCGGCUGGAAGUUUUGCGGCAUAAAAAAUUCAGUCAGUCAUUUGUAGAUAUAGAUCUAAAAUAUCAGAAAAGAGGUAUAUUGGAUUUUCACAGUGGCACAAUAGGACAGGAAGCGGGGUGGAGCCUAUUCACCCUGAAUUUUCAAAAUUGCCCAGUGCCAACAAUAACGACUUGGGACUUGCACAUUAAGGCAGAGAAGAAUUUCAAAAUCGCUCCCCCACCUCUAAUUUUGAGUGAAAAUGAACUGUUAUAAAAUUAUUCCAAAGUGACCUUGCAACCAAUCAAAAUGGUUUAGGAUUUCGCGAAAAAUUCAAAUAUUUUGAUGAAAAUGUUUUUUGAGCAUUUUUGAAGAAUUUUGGGGUUUUCGAAAACCUAAAAGUGUCAUUCGACCUAUCAAAAUGGGUUAAAGUUUUGCCAGCAAAUCAAAAUCUUCCAUCAAAACUUUUUUGAACACUUGGUGACUGGUGUUAGCAAAACUAGUUUAUCGGCUCGUGGUAGUCGUGGUCAUCAGUUUUUUUCAAAGUUGUGCCCAUUUUUGAAAAUGUAUGGAAAUUCUUGAAAUGUUUGAAUUUAUUGCGAAAUUUUCACCCAUUUCGAUACGUCGCAUGAUACCUUUUACAACAAUCUCAAAAGAU
Planococcus citri (citrus mealybug) is the source of this 3481-nucleotide messenger RNA. RefSeq names its product heat shock 70 kDa protein II-like. The transcript has 7 exons. The record is from RefSeq and is a predicted model, not a curated record. The coding region runs from base 158 to 2218 and encodes 686 amino acids. Gene Ontology annotation, cellular component: nucleus; cytosol; cytoplasm. Gene Ontology annotation, molecular function: ATP-dependent protein folding chaperone; ATP binding. Lineage: Eukaryota; Metazoa; Arthropoda; Insecta; Hemiptera; Pseudococcidae.